CUCCCCGCGCGCUCUUCGGCUCACACCCGGGCCGCGGAGCAGCAGCCUGGGCGCGGGGCGGCGACCGUGCGGGACCCCGAGCCUCCGCCAGGUGGUCGCCUGGCCGAGCCGGUUAACCCCGUUCUGGGCCCGGAAAGCGAAGCUGCUCAGGAAAGUUGCCGGACCCCCGAGCGCAGGUGGGUCUUGUGCACAUCAUGGCCAGUUUUGAAGAUGCUGACACAGAAGAGACAGUAACUUGUCUCCGGAUGACUGUUUACCAUCCUGGGCAGUUGGAAAGUGGAAUAUUUCAAUCAAUAAAUUUUGGUAGCCGAGAGAAACUCCCUUCCAGUGACGUGGUGAAAUUCGGCCGAAAUUCUAAGGUCUGUCUUUAUACUUUUCAGGACAAACAGGUUUCCCGAGUUCAGUUUUCUCUGCAGCUGUUUAAAAAGUUCGACAGCUCAGUUCUGUCUUUUGAAAUUAAAAAUAUGAGUAAGAAGACCAACCUGAUUGUUGACAAUAGAGAACUGGGCUACCUAAAUAAAUUGGACCUGCCAUACAGAUGCAUGGUCAGAUUUGGAGAGUAUCAGUUCCUGCUGGAGAAGGAAGAUGGAGAGUCAUUGGAAUUUUUUGAGACUCAGCUGAUUUUUUCUUCAAUAUCACUCUUACAAGAAAACAAGUGGCCAUCACACAAUCCCAUACCUGAGUAUGGCCGUUAUUUUUCAUCCUGUUCCACCCAAAGCUCUUCUCCUACAGAAAUGGAUGAAAACGAAUAAUGAACACAGGGUCUGAGAUGAGAAACAUGAAGGAUGAACAGCUCUGUAGACACUUUAUAGACACUACUUAUUAAGAGUUUAUUAGUGUAGUAAAUUAUAGUCAUUUGUUAUGCUGUCAAAUUUGGGAGUUUAUCAUUUUAAAGUCUGUAAAUUAUAUUAGUCAUCAACUUAGUCACCUGUUGCCUUCUUGGAUCUGUAACGAAUCUGUGAGGGUUAAUGUAAAAAAAAAAAAGAAAUCCUUUGUGAUAAAAUAGUGUUCUCAAAAUAUGGUUAUAUUAUUUUCUCUUUCCGCUUGAUUUUCGUCCUGUAUUUCGUUGUUUUUGUAAG
Messenger RNA from Propithecus coquereli (Coquerel's sifaka), 1079 nucleotides. Its product is annotated as TRAF-interacting protein with FHA domain-containing protein A-like. The record is from RefSeq and is a predicted model, not a curated record. Lineage: Eukaryota; Metazoa; Chordata; Mammalia; Primates; Indriidae. The transcript has 2 exons. Gene Ontology annotation, molecular function: protein binding. The coding region runs from base 195 to 752 and encodes 185 amino acids. Gene Ontology annotation, biological process: canonical NF-kappaB signal transduction.